Sphaeramia orbicularis (orbiculate cardinalfish) is the source of this 2851-nucleotide messenger RNA. RefSeq names its product extracellular calcium-sensing receptor-like. Gene Ontology annotation, molecular function: G protein-coupled receptor activity. Gene Ontology annotation, biological process: G protein-coupled receptor signaling pathway. NCBI's taxonomy places the organism in Eukaryota, Metazoa, Chordata, Actinopteri, Kurtiformes, Apogonidae. The coding region runs from base 14 to 2851 and encodes 945 amino acids. The record is from RefSeq and is a predicted model, not a curated record. The transcript has 8 exons. Gene Ontology annotation, cellular component: plasma membrane.
GACGGCCACACAGAUGUGGCCAGAGCAGGGUUGGGUACUUCUGCAGCUGCUGAUGGUGUCUUUGUUGCAAGCUGAGGAGCUGGUAUGUACGCAAAGAGGGGAUGGUGAAAACCCUAAACUGUCUAAGAAUGGGGACAUUAUUUUGGGAGGAAUCUUCUCUUUUCACAGCAACUGGAAAAACAAGAAGGAUACUUUCAUGCACAAACCAUUGGCAUUAGAAUGCACCAGGUUCCUUUGUCAGUUUGCAGUGAGAACUGUCCCCCAGGAACUCACAAGGUUCUGCAGAAAGGAAAACCUGUCUGCUGCUACGACUGUAUACGAUGUGCAGAAGGAGAAUUCAGCAACAUUACAGGCUGAGGAGCCAGUUUGCAGACAGAGAGGGGAUUCUGAAAUCCCUCAACUAUACAAGGAUGGAGACAUUAUGCUAGGAGGAAUCUUCUCAUUUCAUAGUAGCUGGAAAAACCGACAGUACACCUACAUCCAAAAACCACCACCUCUUCAGUGCACCAGACUGAACUUCAGGGGGUUUCAGUUUGCUCAGGCCAUGCUUUUCGCUAUCGAGGAGAUUAAUAACAGCACAGACCUACUGCCUGGAAUCAAACUGGGAUAUAAAAUAUAUAACACCUGUAGCUCUAUCGCAAGAGGAGUGAGGAUGGCACUUGCUUUGGCUAAUGGUAACAAAGAGUCAUUUCUACCCUCUGAGACACCAUGUACCAGACCAGCUCAAGUACAGGCCAUUAUGGGAGAGACAUCCUCCUCUCCUUGCAUGGCUAUAGCUACUGUAAUGGGACCAUUUCAUAUACCUAUGAUCAGCCACUUUGCCACCUGUGCUUGUCUUAGUGAUAAAGUCAAAUACCCAUCAUUCCUCAGAACAAUACCCAGUGACUACUAUCAAAGCAGAGCCCUGGCCCAACUGGUCAAGCACUUUGGUUGGACUUGGGUGGGAGCUGUUAGAACCAAUGAUGAUUAUGGAAAUAAUGGGAUGGCUACAUUUAUAGAAACUGCAGAGCAGCUGGGGAUCUGUCUGGAGUAUUCUGAAGCCGUCUUUAGGACUGACCCACCAGAAAAAAUAAGACAAGUAAUCAAUGUUAUCAUGGCUUCUACCUCCAAGGUGAUUGUGGCUUUUCUCUCACACAAGGACAUGGAUGUGCUAAUACAUUACCUUUCUAAUCACAAUCUGACUGGAUACCAGUGGGUGGGAAGUGAGAGCUGGAUAUUUGAUUCACAAAUUGCAGCUAUGGACACACAUCACAUUCUGGAUGGAGCUAUAGGUCUGUCCAUCCCCAAAGCACAUGUCAGCGGAAUGAAAGAGUUCAUGUUGGAUGUGAAGCCACUCAAUUCUUCCAGUAAUGAAUUAUUUAAAGAAUUCUGGGAAACAUUAUUCAGCUGUAAAUUUAGACAGAACGAUUUAUCUGACAGUAACCAGAGAAAAUGCACUGGAAAUGAAGAUCUGUACGAGAAACACAACAGUUUCACUGAUAUGUCACUCAUGCCCAUCUUUAACAAUGUCUAUAAAGGAGUGUAUGCUGUGGCCCAUGCACUGCAUAAUAUACUUGACUGUAAAAGAAUGUGCAAUAACAAAGUGCAUCCAGAUCCAUUCACUAUUUUACAACACAUAAGAAAGAUUCAGUUCAAAACUAAGGAAGGAGAUGAGGUUUAUUUUAAUGAGAAUGGAGACCCUGCAGCAAAGUAUGAAAUAAUUAACUGGCAGCCCACACAAAAUGAUAUUGUGGACUUUGUCCCAGUGGGUUUUUAUGAUGCCUCUUUACCUGCAGACAGACAACUGAUUCUUGAAAAUAAAACUAUACUUUGGACACAGAACUCACUGCAGGUUCCUCUGUCAGUUUGCAGUGAGAAAUGUCCCCCAGGAACCCGGAAGGUUCUGCAGAAAGGAAAGCCUGUCUGCUGCUACGACUGUAUACGAUGUGCAGAAGGAGAAUUCAGCAACAUUAUAGAUUCUAUCACCUGUGAACAAUGCCCUCCUGAAUUCUGGUCUAAUGAGAAAAGAGAUGCCUGUGUGAAGAAAGAGACAGAGUUUCUGUCUUAUGAGGAAAUUAUGGGAUCCCUGCUCACUGGAGCAUCUUUAUUUGGAACAUGCAUGACUUGUCUUGUGGCAUGCAUUUUCUUCAGAUACAGGAAAACUCCUAUUGUCAGGGCCAACAACACUGAGCUGAGUUUCCUGCUGCUCUUCUCUUUAACCCUGUGUUUCCUGUGUUCUCUGACCUUCAUCGGCCAACCAUCUGAAUGGUCCUGCAUGCUCCGUCACACAGCUUUCGGCAUCACCUUCGUCCUCUGCAUCUCUUGUGUUCUUGGUAAAACUAUAGUGGUGUUAAUGGCCUUCAGGGCUACACUUCCAGGCAGUAAUGUGAUGAAAUGGUUUGGGCCUGUUCAACAGAGACUCAGUGUUGUGGGAUUUACUCUCAUACAGGUGUUGAUUUGUAUCCUCUGGUUAACCAUUUCUCCUCCUUUUCCUUUUAAAAACUUUAAGGAUUUCAAGGACAAAAUCAUCAUCGAGUGUGCUCUGGGCUCUGCUAUCGGCUUCUGGGCUGUACUCGGGUACAUUGGACUUUUAGCUUUGUUAUGUUUCGUUCUUGCUUUUCUGGCUCGGAAGCUGCCUGAUAACUUCAAUGAAGCCAAAUUUAUAACCUUCAGCAUGUUGAUAUUCUGUGCAGUCUGGAUCACUUUUAUCCCAGCUUAUGUCAGCUCUCCAGGGAAGUUCAGUGUUGCAGUGGAAAUAUUUGCUAUUCUGGCCUCUAGUUUUGGACUACUUAUUUGUAUUUUUAUCCCAAAAUGCUAUAUAAUUUUAUUAAAGCCAGAGAAGAAUACAAAAAAGAACAUGAUGAGUAAAUGA